AAAUCUUUGGAAUUUUUUUUAAUUGUUUUACUUCAAUGAUGGGAAGGAAGAAGGGGAAAGACAAAGGCUCAGUUCAAAGAAUUUUUUUUUAAAAAAAAACAUAUAAAAGAGGGCAAUCUUUUCUGAAUCGACCCAAACUUAUCAAACAAUCUUUUCUUACAAACAAUCAAAACAUGGCUCGUAUUUCUCAAAUCUGUCUUGCUCUUCUUGCUGUUGCCUUCACUGCUACUUCUGCUGCUCCUUGUUAUGAUGGUCAAAGCUCAGUUGCUACUGUUAACUCUAAUGGUUCAGUUACACCUAUUGCUCAAGUUGAUGUUACCAAGAAUGCUGAUGUCGACAAUGAUGAAGCUGAAAACGACGGUGAUGAUGUCUCUGACGCUGUUGAUGCCUCCGUUGAUGUUGAUGCCUCUGUUGACAAUUCUGUAGAUGACUCUGUCUCUGACGAUGACUCUGUUGAUGACUCUGCUGAUGUCUCUGAUAAUGCCUCUGAUAAUGUUAAUGCCUCCAUUGAUGUUAAUGCCGAAGCUACCACUGAUAGUGUAUCUUGUGUUGAUGGUGAUAGCACUGACAUAGACAAUGUGUCUACUGAUGAUAUCAAGGAUACUAUUGAUGUUAUUACUGGCCAUAGCUCCACUAGUGUCACUCAUGAAGCUAAUAGUGUAGUCGCUGCUGCUGACGGAGUAAACAGAAACUCCCUUCUUGGCGUGACCACUGGUUACAUUGGUACUGGUCCUAUUAACUUGGAUAACCUCGCUACAAAUGCUCUCAGCUCUGGUAACUUUGGAGAUGGUAUUUACCAAGCUCAAGCCGAUCGUGCUCCUUCUGUUACCUCUGUAGAGAGUGGCAAUGGCGGUGGUCUUCUUGAUGUUACUGCUGGUUAUAUUGGCACUGGUCCUAUUAGCGCAGACAAUGCCCUUACCAAUCUUCUUGCCUCCCGUUCAAAUGGCCCUUUCUAUGCUCAGUCUGCUGAUUCCUCUGAUGCUCUUUCUACUGUUGAUGUCAGUGAUGGCACCAGCGGAUCGGUUGCAAAUGUUGCUGCUGGAUACGUAGGAACUGGUGUUAUCAAGGCCGACAACCUUGGUACUAACCUUCUCAGUGGCGAUGGCUCUAACGGUGGUCUUCUUAACCGCAUCUUGUAAAAAGAGAAGGAAAAGAAAGAGAUAGCAUACGCAUAGCAUCUUAGCAUUUUUCACCAUUCAUUCAUACUUUUAUCCAUCUUUUCAUUACUUACAACAUUUUUUUAAUAAACAUAACCCAUACACUAUAUAACUUAUUUGAAUGCG
Molecule: messenger RNA, 1283 nt
Organism: Rhizopus microsporus ATCC 52813
Lineage: Eukaryota; Fungi; Mucoromycota; Mucoromycetes; Mucorales; Rhizopodaceae
Exons: 1
Coding region: 174-1139 (321 amino acids)
Source: RefSeq, a predicted model, not a curated record